Closterium sp. Naga37s-1 is the source of this 1173-nucleotide messenger RNA. Lineage: Eukaryota; Viridiplantae; Streptophyta; Zygnematophyceae; Desmidiales; Closteriaceae. The record is from the annotation of a GenBank genome assembly.
AUGGAAAACGCCUUAGAUGAGGUGAACACCGGCAUCUUUUAUGUAGAUCUCGAGGUGUCUUACUAUGGAGGACUGCUCUCCCCACACGUGCCUCACAGCCUGCUCCCUCUUUCCUCCUCCAAGACACGUGGCCGGCCCCUUAUCCUCUCCGGGAAAGACGCAAGGGGAAUCCUGGGGACCAGUCAGCAGUCGCCAGGUGGCGGCUCGUCCUUCAGCCUGGCGUCAGCGUCGGUCAUGGUGUCGAAUUUCCCGAGGAAUUUGGUCCGUGCUGAGCUGGAUCUGACGCUGACAGCACAUGGUGAUGACAGGGCGUACUUCAGUAACAUGCUGGAGAGUUACCACUCCGCCCUUCCUGACUCUCUCAAGGCGAACUUCGUCCCUGGAAGCCCGUACCGCGAGAUAGUCGUCUACAUAGAUGGAAGAUUCGCAGGAUCUUUCUUCCCCUUCCCCGUGCUCUCUCCCUCCUCCCUCCGCCGCUCCAUCUGGACCCCCGUGGUGGGGAUCGGGUGCUUUGCGUUGGAGCCAUACUCGUUAGACGUGACCCCGUUUGUGGGACUGCUUGCGGACGGGAAGAAGCACAAUGUUACUGUAGCGGUUUCUGGUGUGCUGCCCGGAGGGGUGUGGCUGGCAAGUGGGGUGUUCCGCUUAUGGCUGGACCCAAUUCUGCUGAAGACUUCAGCGAAAAUCACUGUCUUUGAUGUCCCAGCACUACAGUACUACGAGCCACCGCCCAACAUCUACACUGGCAUAGACGGAACCUUGGAGGCUACUGCCAUGCGGCGUUACACCAUUGGUGGGCGAAUCCUCACUUCUCGUGGGGUGGUUGCCAGCCUGGUGAAAGCCUACCAUGUGCUUCAGAGCCGCACUGAGGUGCUCGGGCAGCUGAAAUUUCUCAAGACGGAGUACAAUGUUGUCGCGAAUGUGACAACAAGGAGGGGCAGGCUGAGCGGAAUGCUGAUUGCAAAGGAUACAGUGACGCGUCAUUUCCCGUUGACCAUCACCCAGACAGUGUUUUCAGAUCAAGAUGGGAGUACUUCCUUCAAGCUCUCGCUCUCCCACAGCUUUCAGCAGCAGCACCUUCAUAAGGACGGCAACAGCCUCACGAAAUCCACUCAAGAAUCUCUCGUCAACUCCCAGACAUGCAACCUGCUUGAGUAUGGGAUCAAACGCUGA